UCAGUGUGUGUGGUGGUCAGAGGAGCUGGUAUUCUACUCUGGAACUCAGUGUGUGUGGUGGUCAGAGGAGCUGGUAUUCCACUCUGGUGGUCAGAGGAGCUGGUAUUCCACUCUGGUGGUCAGAGGAGCUGGUAUUCUACUCUUGUGGUCAGAGGAGUUGGUAUUCCACUCUGGUGGUCAGAGGAGCUGGUAUUCUACUCUGGUGGUCAGAGGAGCUGGUAUUCUACUCUGGUGGUCAGAGGAGCUGGUAUUCUACUCUGGUGGUCAGAGGAGCUGGUAUUCUACUCUGGUGGUCAGAGGAGCUGGUAUUCUACUCUGGUGGUCAGAGGAGCUGGUAUUCUACUCUGGUGGUCAGAGGAGCUGGUAUUCCACUCUGGUGGUUAGAGGAGCUGGUAUUCUACUCUGGUGGUCAGAGGAGCUGGUAUUCUACUCUGGUGGUCAGAGGAGCUGGUAUUCUACUCUGGUGGUCAGAGGAGCUGGUAUUCUACUCUGGUGGUCAGAGGCGUGUCUUUUUCUUCUUCGUCUUCCUCAGAUUCUCCGCCGUCUGCCCCCACUGCCCCCACCUCUGCUGCUGGGGGUCCUGGGUGUGGAGGUGGUAGACGUUGUUGAGGUGGGGGAGCAUAGGGUGGUCGAUGAUGUUGAUACAGUUCAUCUUUACGUCUGUGCCUACUUGCUUUGGCUUUCUUUUCUUCAGCUUUCAUCAUUACCUCUGCACUUUUCCUCUCUCUCUCUGUCCUUGUCUCUGCUUCAACUUCACACUUUCUAAAAUUAGCCAAUCAUAUAUUAUUUUUCUUGCCUUUCCCUACUCUCUCCAACUGUUCUCUGACUAAUUUCAAUUUAACGACACUGAGGGUGCCUUCUUCGGGAAAAUCUCCAUUCGUUAAGCGGUGCCAUUGUGACACGUCCUCGGCAACACUCGGACCCCAUUUGCUCACCAUCACCUUCAACGGCCCUGUGUAGCAUGUGGUGGCUGGAGGAUGAUCCCAUCUUGAGUUCCUAUCUCACUCUCACACACACACACACACAAAAUAGAGGAGUGAUCAGUUCCUACAACUUAAACCAUGUAAUUGCAUGGCUGCUAAAAUAUUGCCUAAUUUGGAGAACUAGUCCAAAUUGGUAUCGUAACUACACAAAAAGUAAACACAGUUUUGCUAUGAUACUUAGUUUCAACUGUAUGAGAAACCGUUCUUCCUGUAAAUUGGUUAAUAAGUCUAUCCCUAACCUGAUGUUCUAGUCUAACGUGACGUCCUAAUCAGUCCACCCGCAUCACGCUAUGUGGUAGAGCAUGCUCUCUAUCACUUAGCGCAAAGUGAUUCCUCUUAUUUCAAUUCUCAUUUUCUCUGCUGUCUUAUUGGACUUCCGGCGACGAUGUGGUGAGGAGCAGCAGCUGACUAAAGAGGCUGUGAAGCUCCAUCUAUAUUUUAACUAAUUAUUCAACGCCAAGUUACACAUUUUGUUAACUAAUUGUCCAAGAUAUCGGUUACAUGGAAAAACGACUUAGAAACACACAAAAGACACUUUUGAUGAAAAACACUAACAUGUCGUCUCUACCUGCAGCUAGCGAGGAAAAUGGCGGAGAAGAACAGCCUGAUGACCCAGUUCUAAAGGAGAUUCGCAAAAUGAACAAAAAUCUCGAAGCGAAGAUGUGCUGAAAUAAAACGUACAGUGGGCGCACUGAAAACAGAAGUGGACAAUCUCGACAACCAAGUUACAAACGCAGAAGAGAGGAUAACAACCUUGGAGGACAAGAACACCAGCCUAAACGACACUGUUCGAAAAAUUCGAAGAACAACUUCAAUACCAGUAAAAUUAAAGUCAGAGAAACACACUUCGGAUCAGAGGGGUUCCGAAAUCCACAUAAAUACAAAGGAUUGUGUGAAAGACAUUGUACGCAACCUAUUUGAUAACACACCGGAGGAUGUUAACGACAUGAUCAUCGAGAGAACACAUCAGACACUGCGCCCAGGACCAGCCCCACUCAACCCCCGGCCUAUCCUGGUAAGGUUCUUACAAUACACCGACAGGGAGAAGGUCCGGCUCAGAGCAAAAGAGCUUAGGACUUUUCACUGGAAAGGGACAAAGGUGGGAUUUUUCCCUGACUUUUCCAAGGAGGUUCAGGACAAGAGAAAUGCGUUCAUGGAGGUGAGGCAUAUGUGCAUAAAAUGGGGACUGAAAUGCUUGUUGCGAUAUCCUGCCGUGUUCUGGGUUACUGAGAGAGGAUCACUACGUCGUUUAACAGACCCAAAGAAGGCAAAGAAGUGUGUCGCGGACGUCAAUGAGGCCGAACAAAUUGAGUAGCGUGGUAGGCAAUGGAAGAUCCGCAUGGUGUCGGUGGUUCGUCACGGAUGGACUACCAUUUUUCUCUAAGGUGAUAGGAGAACUUCCUAUGUUGCCAAAUAUGAGUGAAAUCAAACCUACCGAUCCAGCAACAACUAACGCUGGAGAGGAAAAGGACUGGGCAGCAGAAAAAGCAAAGAAACCUAGACCCCCCAAACCACAAAAUGCAGUUACAAUCGCCGUCUCCUCUCGCACCUUGUUCAACAUGGUUGCGGAGCAGAAUAUCUAUGAGGAAGAGGGAGUCGAGAAGUAUGUUACCUAUCAACAGGAGCACAAGAAUGAGCCGCUCAUGCCAGGUGUGGCGUUUCCCCUUGUGAAGGCUCUGAUGACAGUGAACUCCAGACUGAGGCAGCUCUACCCCGACAGUGAGGAGCUGUUUGAUAUCGUCCUGAUGACUAAUAACCACGCCCAGGUCGGGGUGCGCCUCAUCAACAGCAUCAACCACUACGAUUUACCCAUUGAGCGAUUCUGUAUGACGGGAGGGCAAAGCCCCAUUGGCUAUCUAAAGGCCUGCAUGACCAACCUGUACCUCUCCAAGGAUGGAGAAAAAGUCACAGAGGCCAUUGAGGAGGGCAUUGCUGCAGCGACCAUGUUUACUUCUGGAGAUGAGGAGAACCAGCUGUCUGACAGGCAGCUGAAAGUAGCUUUUGACGGGGACGCUGUCCUCUUCUCUGACGAGUCUGAGAUCAUAUUCAAACAACACGGCCUGGACAGGUUCAUUGAGCACGAGAUGAAAUUUGAGGACACACCUCUUCCAAAGGGUCCCUUGAAGUGUUUCCUGGAGGCGCUGGUGAAGCUCCAGAGAAAGUUCUACGCCAAGAAUGAACGUGUGAACUGCCCCAUUCGUACCUACCUGGUAACAUCCCGCGGAGAAGCCUACGCGGGGGCCCGUGUCCUCAAGACCCUCAGGCUCUGGGACCUGGAGAUCGAUGACAUCCGGUUCCUAAAAGGGGCCCCCAAAGGUCCCGUCCUGCAGGAGAUCCAGCCCCACAUAUUCUUCGACGACCAGAUGUUACACAUCAAGGCGGCCAUAGAGGUGGGGACCAUCGCUGCACACGUGCCUUAUGGGAUCGGACAGAAGUAUCACAAGGGGAAACUUGUUGAGCAGCCCGCUAGAGAUGCCAAAGACAAGAAGUAGUGAGCCUCCUAGCGGUGGGAAGGUAGCAUAAGUUAUGCAAAUGCUUAGUUGCACACAACCCUGUCAUCAGCUGUAGUAACUUUAUUGUUUAUCACCUUUUUUAGAGCAGGAUUUUGUAUUAUUUCUCUCUAUUUACACUUUAUUACAAAUGCCUUUAUCAGAAUAUAUUGUAACAGGAGAAAAAAACACAUUGUUUAGGACUGUAGAAGUAAUGCUCACAUCAGGGACCAAUGUCACCUAAUGUUCUCUGUCAUAAGGAGAGAAAGGAUCACUUUCCUACAAUCCUCAUUAUCAUCACAUUAUAGUCUUUAAUAGUAUUUGGUCAAAUAUGUAGUUUUUUAUGAAAAUGUAUGUCAUAAAGUGUGUUACCAUUUUACACAGGAAAGUAUAUUUAAGAAAGAGUAUUUUAUAUCUUUAGAGAAGCACAUUUUGUCUCAUAGCCAGAUAAACAUGUAUGUUAUAUUCUCAACACUCCCGUAUCUAGACUUCUCGCUUCUGCCCACGCAUGUCAUGGUUUUGUGUAUUGUGGUUUAACAUAGCUUUGAGGUACUUUGCAUAGAGGAUUGGUAAAGAUAUGUGCACUUUAGUAAAUGUAUGAAAAGGAACACUUACAAGGUAGAAUGCUUAUUGAUAUGAAGUGCUGCAAAUAAAUCUGCAUUUUGGUUUUAAUGCACACCAUACAAAACAAACUUUAACACACUAUUAUUUACACUUAAAGAUGCAGCCCGAGAUCUUAAGCACUUACAAAUUCUUAACAUAUUGUACGAAAUGGAUUUCGUAACAUUUCAUACGAAUUGUGAACGUUACAUUUUUUAUUUUUUGCAGGACGUAACAUAUCAUACAAAAUGGAUGACAUAGUACACAGUUGUGCACAUUUUUCUGGGAACCGUUUUGGUUUGCAAAAGUAUCACUUUAAUAUUCAUUCAUUAUUUUUACUAUCCAUGCAUUGUUCUAAUCCAUUCCAUUUUCUUAUUCCAUUUAAGAAUAUGACUUUUUAGAUGCAAGAAACCUCACCUUGCUCUUAGUAAAGCUAUAUUAGGCUAUAUUUAUUAUUGCUAUAUCAAAAUCUCAAGCAAGCUAGUUCAACAUAUCUGUUCCACUAGUAAAAUGUUACAUAUCAGGCAUUGUGUUCCAAAUAGUUUACAGUUGAAUAUACAUUAUGUAUAAGGACAGUCUAUAUUGUAUGUAGCACAUUAACUAUGUUUCAUAUUUUAGGAAUUGUCCAGAAACUCUAAUUUCUAUCCAGUCUGUAUUUUUUCACUUUUUACUGAACAAAAAGGGUUUAUCCUGUGCAUAUUGCAGUAAGGUUGCAGUGAUGUUAAAUAAAAUAAACGUUUGAAAUAUUCUGAACAAAAAUAUAAAUGCAACAUCUAAAGUGUUGUUCCCAUGUUUCAUGAGCUGAAAUAAUAGAUCCCAGAAAUGUUCCAUACGCAGAAAAAAGUUUUUUCUCUCCAAUGUUGUGCCCAAAUUUGUUUACAUCCCUGUUAGCGAGCAGUUCUCCUUUGCCAAGAUAAU
Messenger RNA from Coregonus clupeaformis (lake whitefish), 4990 nucleotides. RefSeq names its product cytosolic 5'-nucleotidase 1A-like. Bases 2276 to 3475 code for a protein of 399 amino acids. The transcript is spliced from 7 exons. Gene Ontology annotation, cellular component: cytosol; cytoplasm. Gene Ontology annotation, biological process: adenosine metabolic process; nucleotide metabolic process. The record is from RefSeq and is a predicted model, not a curated record. Lineage: Eukaryota; Metazoa; Chordata; Actinopteri; Salmoniformes; Salmonidae. Gene Ontology annotation, molecular function: magnesium ion binding; nucleotide binding; 5'-nucleotidase activity.